Molecule: messenger RNA, 1103 nt
Organism: Ipomoea nil (Japanese morning glory)
Lineage: Eukaryota; Viridiplantae; Streptophyta; Magnoliopsida; Solanales; Convolvulaceae
Product: G-type lectin S-receptor-like serine/threonine-protein kinase SD1-1
Exons: 6
Coding region: 235-984 (249 amino acids)
Biological process (GO): protein phosphorylation
Molecular function (GO): ATP binding; protein serine/threonine kinase activity
Source: RefSeq, a predicted model, not a curated record
ACAAUAACAAGGGCUACAAAUAACUUUUCACUCAACAACAAGGUUGGUGAGGGAGGAUAUGGGCAUGUUUACAAGGGUGUACUAGAUGAUAGAAAGGAAAUAGCCGUGAAACGGCUUUCAAAGACAUCUAAACAAGGGCUUGGAGAAUUUAAAAAUGAAGUCAAUUCUAUUGCCUGACUUCAACAUAGGAAUCUUGUAAAGCUUCUGAGAUGGUGCAUUCAAGAAGAUGAAAAGAUGUUGAUCUAUGAAUAUAUGCCAAACAAAAGCCUUGACUCAUAUAUAUUUGAUAUUAAAAAAAGAGCAUUACUUGAUUGGUCAAAACACUUCAACAUUAUCACUGGAAUUGCAAGAGGGCUUUUGUAUUUGCACCAAGAUUCUCGACUAAAAAUUAUUCAUAGAGAUCUCAAAGCUAGCAAUAUUUUGUUGGAUAUUGACAUGAAUCCAAAAAUAUCCGACUUUGGCUUGGCAAGGAGCAUUGGAUUAAACGAGACAGGAGCAAACACAAACCGAGUUGUUGGAACACUUGGUUAUAUGUCGCCGGAGUACGCUGGACAUGGGGUCUUUUCUAUUAAAUCAGAUAUGUUCAGUUUUGGUGUUUUGGUACUAGAAAUUGUGAACGGGAAAAGAAAUAGAGGAUUUUCUCAUCAUCAAGAUCACUAUGAGAACCUUCUUGGCCAUGCAUGGAAGCUUUAUAGCGAUGGUAGAUUGAUUGAACUUGUAGACGAGCAUCUAAAUGCACCAUCUGAUUUGCCACAAGUUCUAAGAUCAAUCCAUGUCGGCCUAUUAUGUGUUCAACACUACCCUGAAGAUAGGCCAAGCACGUCUUCCAUAGUUCAUAUGUUAGCUAACAAUGUUGAGUUACCCAUUGCUAAAGAGCCUGGUUUCUUCACAAAAACAAGGGUGAAUGAGACGAAGUCUUCUUUAGGCGCUGAAGUAUCAUGUUCCAUAAAUGAAGUCACCAUCUCAUCAUUCGGUCCCCGUUAAAAAGAGUUUGUAUAUAAUUGAGUUACGUUAUUUCUAUUUAUAUUUACCCUUAGUUUGUAUUUGUUUUUACAAAUUUCAUAGGGAAAACUUCUAGCAUCAAAUUAAACCACUUUGACGUU